AUGGCAAGUUUAAACGUCACAAUUGAAAACUAUUACGCGACAUCGACGGACUUCAAUUUCGCAAAUCUGCAUUGCUUUUCGAAUUCUACGGACGGAGAGACGCUGUCGAGAGUCUUGUACGAAGAACGAAGUAGACCAAAGUAUGGGACGAUUUUGUACGACCUAAUCAUACCGAAGGACGGAGUGGUCAAGUGCGAAUACAUAUACUUUGGUAAAGUUUCUGCCGAGAGCAAUGAGCUAUACGUCAGAUCAGGAAACAAACAGGAUGUGUCUGCACUCGAGGAACUGAAGAAGUUCUCAGAAAAACUCACAAAUAGCCGUAAUCCACUAAAGCUGAAAGAUAUCGCAAACAAGUUCGAGGAGGUUGUUACUGCUGACAUGGGGCUGCUAGACGAGGUUAAAGCUCAAAACCUGAGCAACGAGCUCCUCGUCAACCUGGACUCUGCACUUGUUGCCAAUAUUGAAUUGGUCAAUAAAUCAAUAGAAGAAACCAGAGAGAAUUUCGCCGCUCGUAUUGAGAACUUGGACCAGACUGGAUCGGUUGGUUUGGUCAUAUUCGACGAUGGUGAGACUCAUGAGGAUAAAAAUAGGACUACCCAAAGACUUGUUCCAAUUAUGAAAUGGUCGGACAACUCUAUCGUCAUGGAUCCCAACGUGAGUUCCGGGAUGAGGCUUCCUGAGAGGUUGUUGACAAGCGAAAAUGUUUCAAAGAGGCUGAUGACGUCAGUGUUCCAGAAUUCAACCGCACUAUUUAAUAAAAACGUCAGUACAUCAACUGUGGUCAACGUUAACUUGGGUGGCGAGCACCACAACAACUUGGAUGAGCCUAUAAUUAUUUGGUUUCGCAGAAACGUGUCGAUACCUUUUGAGGCUUGUGCAUUCUGGGAUUUCUCGCUGAAAAACGGAUCUGGCGAUUGGGCGACUAAAGGGUGCUCACUGAACAAUACGCAUCGACUACCAAACUCUACCUACGUGAUGGAUGAAUGCCACUGCUCGCAUCUGACCCACUUUGCAGAAAUCGUUAGGAACUCUGAACGAUAUUUAAACAGUGAAAGCUUAUCAGAAAUAGAAGUUGAGCUAGAGCAAAUCAGCAUUGUUGGCUGCAUCAUUUCUCUAGUUGCUUUGUCUUUCACCUUUAUUGCGGUGGCCAUUUCCCCAAAAUGGCUCGCAGGAGUUAGCCAGAAGAUAAUGCUGCAAAUGGCAAUGAGUUUUGCCAUGCUGCUGAUUUUAUUCCUUGUGGCAAAAUUCGUCAGCGAACAGGAACUUGGUAAGACCGGCCGUUUUUUCAUCGGAUUUUUCCUACACUACGCCAUAUUGAGCAACUUCUUUUGGAUGCUGGUGGCCGGCUACCUCCAGUACAACCGCCUGGUCAAGGUCAUCUACUGCCGCACGCCAAAUCUGUUGCUGAAGGUGUCCACCAUCGGAUGGGGCGUGCCGGUCAUCCCUGGCGCCAUCACGCUCCUCUCAAUGAACUUCUGGGUCUACAGCAAGCCCCCUUUGUACCUCCCCUACGGCGUCACGUUCUACCUGACCAUUUUGACUCCGCUGGUGAUCAUUCUGGCUCUCAAUCUGAGCAUUUUUGCUGCUAUUUUGAGGAAUAUCUACCUAAUGUCAAAAGACGGACCGCGAAAACACUGCUGCGUCUCAACAACCAGGGUCAAACAGAUCGUAUUUCUCUUCGUGUUGCUCGGACUCGGCUGGAUCCUUGCCGUCUGCCAGGAAGUGUUCGAAUAUGGGCGGGACAUUUUUGCCUAUCUUUUCUGCCUUACCGUCUCCUUCCAAGGUGUAUUUUUCUUUAUAUUUAUUGUUCCUGUACGUGAACAUAUGCCUAGACCAUGGAGACUCCAUUAAGUUCCGGAUAUUUAAAUUGAAUUUAGUUUCUCAAUCAAACGUAAAACAGAAAAAUAUUGUAUAAAUAAACAAAACAAUAAUAACAUCUGUUGA
Cloeon dipterum is the source of this 1944-nucleotide messenger RNA. Its product is annotated as adhesion G-protein coupled receptor G6-like. NCBI's taxonomy places the organism in Eukaryota, Metazoa, Arthropoda, Insecta, Ephemeroptera, Baetidae. Gene Ontology annotation, molecular function: G protein-coupled receptor activity. Bases 1 to 1851 code for a protein of 616 amino acids. The record is from RefSeq and is a predicted model, not a curated record. The transcript has 3 exons. Gene Ontology annotation, cellular component: plasma membrane. Gene Ontology annotation, biological process: cell surface receptor signaling pathway; adenylate cyclase-activating G protein-coupled receptor signaling pathway.